This is a messenger RNA of Psilocybe cubensis, 957 nucleotides long. RefSeq lists its product as uncharacterized. NCBI's taxonomy places the organism in Eukaryota, Fungi, Basidiomycota, Agaricomycetes, Agaricales, Agrocybaceae. Bases 1 to 957 code for a protein of 318 amino acids. The transcript is spliced from 2 exons. The record is from RefSeq and is a predicted model, not a curated record.
AUGCCUAUCGCAACAGCGCCCGCUCUCCUCAUAGGACUCGGUGCCCGCAUUCUCCUCGAUUAUUUCAGCCGCUCUGAUGGACCAUUCGUCAAGGACUUUAUCCUCAUCGGCACUUGGCAAGGUGUUGCAUUGCACUAUGCAGCGAAAACCUCGAAAACUUCAGGGUUUGGCAUCAUUGUGGCCUUUGGAAUCGCAGCAAAGCUCUUUAUUGAGUUCAACUUCGCUUCGGACGUCACACGAUGCAUCACAACCAUUCUAGGAGUAGCCCUUGGAGUUCUCUUCACGGAUUUCCUCUCUCAGUACUUCGACAAACCCCCACAAGGUUCCGACCGGCGGAAGAAAAAGGUGCCAGCAAGCAAAUCCAGCAAACGUCACCUAGAAAAGGUUGCUCCUACACCGUCAAGUGUUCUCGGAGGGAGCGUCGAAACUCUUGCGGAUAUCACAGACGGUGGGACUCUAGCGACCAGCUCGCACCUCUUUUCAGAUAUCACUUCAGUAGAAUCGCACUCGGACAGAAACGGCCCCACAUCCUUCGCGUCUGCUUUAGAACGGGAAGCCCAUGUGCUCAGAACGAGAGCUUCGCUAGCGGACAGCGAGCGCCGUAGGUUUAAAGAAGAACGGAAAUGGGCAAUUUCGCAGGGAAACUUGGCGAGAGCUUCGCAAAUGAAGUGGGAGGUGAAGAGAUACACUGCAUUGAUGCAGACGUUCAUUCGCGAGGCAGAGAUGAAGGAAAUGGAGGCCGCCGCUUCCAGUUCUAAUGGAAAUGGAUACAAACCGACAGACCACGACCCUCCCAGACCCAUUGCUUCCAGUUCGAAAGAGAAAACUACUAGGUCAUCACGCGACUCCCCUUCCAGUUCGAGAGGAAAUGGAAACCCAACAAGCGCCCGCAAAUCAACCCAACUACGGCGCCCAACGCCAUCGAAAACUCCUGCUGCCCGAGAUGCAAACGGAUAG